This is a messenger RNA of Gadus morhua (Atlantic cod), 1975 nucleotides long. RefSeq names its product sialic acid-binding Ig-like lectin 14. The transcript is spliced from 7 exons. The record is from RefSeq and is a predicted model, not a curated record. The coding region runs from base 9 to 1445 and encodes 478 amino acids. Lineage: Eukaryota; Metazoa; Chordata; Actinopteri; Gadiformes; Gadidae.
AUGAGAACAUGAGUGGAUCCUGGAGAGUAUUUCUGCUCUGUAGUCUCCUGCAAGGUGCUGGGUGCACUGGAAAAUUUGAGGCACUAAUUCCAGCGAGUGUGACGACACUCAAUGGAUCCUGUGUUACCGUUCCUUGUUCCUUCACCUUGAAGGACAAGUAUAAAGACAUGCUACUGCCUGGAUGUGGAAAAUCGUGGAAAAAAAUAAUUAAGGAUCAACCUUUAAGUUCUACAACAUUCAGGGGGGACCUUACAGCAUACGACUGUACUAAAACAUUCGAUAACGUACAUGAAGACAAUGUUAAAUAUUAUUUCAGAAUUGACUGCGAUGGAAGUGAUUUAAAAUGGAAUUUUUAUGAAAACCCAGUGACCAUCAGGAUCAAGGGGCUCCCUGAUGCACCUCGUUUGACCCCCCCCAAGGAGCCGGUGGUGGAGGGCACUCCUGUGGAGCUGGGGUGCUCUGCCCCGUCCUACUGUGACACCCACCCCCCCACUGUGAUGUGGACCCCCGCCCUGGGGCUCAGUACCCAGCUCCAGCAGAACGAUACCGUGACCUCCACUCUGACCUUCAACGCCUCCCACCUCCACCAUGGAAACAAUGUCUCCUGCACUGCGGCCUACUACAUACCAUCUGGGAACAAAACUGUUACGUCUACGAGACACCAACUCAGUAUCUUAUUUGCCCCCAGGAACACCUCUGCUGUCGGCAGCCCGUGUAUUCCAGCCAGAGUGAGAGGCUGCCUCAACCUGAGCUGCACCAGUCAUGCUAACCCUGCUGUCAGCGCGGUCACCUGGUACCGAAUACACGGAGAACACAUCUUUAAGAUCGGGAGUGGAUCUUCUCUGUCCAUCCAGCUAUGGAACGACAAUGACGUUUUCUUCUGUGAAGCCAGGAAUGGCAUUGGCACAGAAAAGUCUACUGUCUACAAGAUCGACGUUCAAAAACAACUGCCCUGGAUAGCUGCUACUGCAGUGCUAGCCGCGGGUCUGCUGUUUGCAACAGUGUGUGCCGUAAGAGCUUGGAAGAUGGCCAACCAAACAAGACUUGGCAGUGAUGCUCUACUCAACAAAGCUCCACCCAACCAAGGGAACCCCCAGGUGUUCUUCAAAAGUGGGGAGGACAUCUAUGCUAACAUUGAUACACUGAUGAACACGGUCGGACCGAGAGAGGAGCCUGUUGGAGCAGGAGAAGAGGCUGUUGGACUGGGAGAAGGGGCUGUUGGUCUGGGAGAAGGGGCUGUUGGACUGGGAGAAGAGGCUGUUGGACUGGGAGAAGGGGAUGUUGGACCGAGAGAGGAGGCAGUAACAGCAGCAGGUUCCUCAGCCUUGAUCCAACGGGAUUCAGAGGAAGCAGCAGACCCAGACGCAGACAGGCAGGUGGAGGACUGUGAUGUCCUGUACACAACAGUGAACUGGAAGAAGAAGUCCAAGAAAAAAGAGAUCUGAGCUCCUGGGACAGAGACCCGCUGGGGCCCAGGGCCCAGGAGGCCCCUACUCUUCCCCUUGGGUGGAUGAGGGAUGAGCUAAGGGCUAGAGGGAUGAGUUAAGGGCUACAUUGAUGGGUAAAGGCUAGAGGGAUGAGUUAAGGGCUACAUUGAUGGGUAAAGGCUAGAGGGAUGAGUUAAGGGCUACAUUGAUGGGUAAAGGCUAGAGGGAUGAGUUAAGGGCUACAUUGAUGGGUAAAGGCUAGAGGGAUGAGUUAGGGGCUACAGGGAUUAGUUAAUGCUAGAGGGAUGAGCAAACGACUGAGUAAGGGGCUAGACCAGAUGUCCAGUAAACCAGAGGUUAAAAAUCCCACAGGUUGUAAAUAUGUUUAAAAAAUUGUGAUAAGAAUUAUUAUUGUUAUUAUAUAGUUGGUUUUACUUUUAAAAUAGGAUUAUUAUUGACAAGCCAGUCAUUAGUCAUACUGUGUAUUUCUGAUAUUUUGUUUACUACUUGUUUACCGUAUUUGUAUUGAAUAAUACCAAAUACUACCA